Molecule: messenger RNA, 1020 nt
Organism: Alternaria rosae
Lineage: Eukaryota; Fungi; Ascomycota; Dothideomycetes; Pleosporales; Pleosporaceae
Product: Alpha/Beta hydrolase protein
Exons: 3
Coding region: 1-1020 (339 amino acids)
Molecular function (GO): hydrolase activity
Source: RefSeq, a predicted model, not a curated record
AUGUCUUCCAUCAUCCGCAGCGUUCUCGCGCUCAGCGCUGUCGCCGCCGUCGCCGUCGCUCAAGACCCAGCCCCCAAGCUCGACGCUCCCUGCGCCGAUGCCGUCAUCUUUAUGGCCCGCGGUAACACUGCGCCGUACCAUGACUUCCGUACAUUCCCCUUUGUCGACGCUACGUGCGGCAAACUAAGGGCUGAGGGCAAGACCUGCGACUACAUUGAGGUUGUGUUCCCGUAUGGCGGCGACUACUGCAAACAGAUUGGCGAGGGAGUCAGCAACGGUCUAUCCCAGAUCACUGCCUUCAACAAGAAGUGCCCUUGCACGCACCUCAUCCUCAAUGGCUUCUCUCAGGGUGCCUGGAUUACCGGAGAUAUCCUUGCUGGACCUGGUGGAUGCUCGCAGAUCACCACUGGUCUAGACCCUGCCUCGGCUCCUGGUAAUGCUAUUGCUGCUGCUCUCCUCUGGGGCGAUGUCAAGCACGAGGCUAACCAGCCAUACAACGUUCUUGACGGCUCUAAUCUACAGAAGAACGGUCGCGACGCCGCCUCUCUUGCGCGCCUAAACCGCUACGCACCCGUCCUGCGCUCUUACUGCUCUAAGGGAGACCCAAUCUGCGCCAACGGCGACGACGUCGAGAAGCACUUGAGCUACUUUGAGAAGUACACCGAAGACGCCUCGACCUGGGCCGUUGGAAAGCUCAACGCCGCCGCCCCUCUAUGUGCCGCUCCCACACCUACGCCUAGCGCUUCUUCUACUGCCGUCGCCUCGUCUGUUCGCGUUGCCGCUUGCUGGUGCUUCCUCUGGUGCUGGUGCUUCCUCUGGCGCUGGUGCUUCUGGUGUUGCUGCCUCCUCUGGCGCUGGUGCUUCCUCCACUGUCGCCGCUCUUCCCGCUUACCCUACAUCUCCAGUUUACGUUGCUCCCUUCACUGCUCCCCAGCCAUACGAGGCUAUGUGCGUUCCCCGCAUCACGAUCAAAUACGUCUACGCUUAAGAGUAAGAAGGACGGAAGAUGUAGCGGAGUAG